Perkinsus marinus ATCC 50983 is the source of this 1719-nucleotide messenger RNA. RefSeq names its product paramyosin, putative. The record is from RefSeq and is a predicted model, not a curated record. The transcript is spliced from 14 exons. Bases 1 to 1719 code for a protein of 572 amino acids. Lineage: Eukaryota; Perkinsozoa; Perkinsida; Perkinsidae.
AUGGUUAACCCUACUCGAGGUUUUGGUGCUGCUGCUUCUGCUGCUCCUCCCCCGACUGAUGCCGAGAGGAAGUCUAUUGAAGCCGAGAUUCAACAACUACAACGGAACUUUCGGGUUUUGGAGAACGAUAAGCGCAACUACAGUGAGGUGUCCCAAGGUGUUAUACGCAAACAGAGAGCGACUAUCAUGAAGCUAUCUCGAGAGAACAAGAAGAUGAAGCAAGAGCUUAAUGAUACCAGAGCCUUUACGUCUUCAAAGUCUGAGCAUAAGCUUGGUACAGAGCGAUUACAUAGGAUAGAGGAGGAGAAGGAUCGCGUCGACGCCCGAUUGAGGGAUGAGGCUGCUCGAGGAAAAGUGAUUGAUGAUCGUAUUGGGGUCCUCGAAGAUAAGAUUCGUUCUCUGCGAGAAGAGCUUGCUCGCCGAGGUGGGAUCAAUGCCGCUAAGGAGACUGACGAGGCGAUUGAAAAGCAGGUCAAAGUCCUGGACAACCGGCUUGAGAAGAACCUUCAGAAGUUCAAUGAAGUCAUCGCAGUUAACACCAGAUUACGGGAUCGGAUCGAUACUUUGAGGAGGGAAAGGGUUGUAUUCGACUCCAUCUAUAGGAAGCUCGAGAUAGAACUUCAAGAGAAGAAGAAGGAAAUGGCCAACAUCAUUGAGCAGGCCAAUGCAGCAUACGAAGCCCGGGAUCAGGCUCAGGCUCAAAUGACAGCUCUCAAGCAGCAAGCCGAUAGAGAGCACCACGAGUUCGAGAAGGAGUGGAAAGAACUGGGCCGCCUUAUUGAGAAUGAUAAGAAGAUGAAGGACUUCAUAAGGCAGAAAGAGAGGUCUCGGAUAGAGGAUUCUGGGAAGAGUGGCAACUCUGACGUUCUCGCUCUAGAUAAUCUUAAUGAUGAAAUGGGGACAAGCAUUCUCAUUAUCGACUGCCAGAUUGAAGUUUACGACGAAGCUUUUAGUAAGAUUCAGAGUGCUACAGGCAUCACAGAUAUCAACGAGCUGGUACAGAACUUCAUAACUGCGGAAGAUCAGAACUUCUCGCUCCUCAACUACGCCAAUCAACUCUCAGAAGAUAUAAAGAAGCUCGAAGCCUCUAUUACAGAUUUGACCCGGGAGUUUGACUCCCUGAAAGUCGACGAGUCGCCUCCUGGUAAAUUAUCCACAGGUAAAAGGCCUACCACCGACGCAGUGUCGCCAGAGUUCCUGUCGCAACUCGAGAGGAAGUGGAAUAAGGCGGACAGGAAGGCAGAGAGCUACGAGUUGAGGUACCAACAGGCAUUGAAUACCUUGACUGGCGUUCGCGCUGGUAUACAGUCGAUAUUCAAUUUCUUGGGUUGUGAUCCUCCUCCGCUAGCUGUGCUAGACGACUUUGAGGACGAGACGGGUAGUCACGGUCUGAAUGAGGCAGUCGUCUCGGAAUCUGCCAUGCUAUCCUAUCUAGGAGUCAUAGAGAAGGCUGUCAACGAGAUUCUCCGAGUAUAUGCUGCCUCUCAAGUAGCCGUUGUUAGUGAGGAGACUGGUGAAGCUGAUUACGCUAUUGGAGACAAAUACCUCAUGCCCAAGGCAGUGGUUGCAGUAGCGCCAGCGUCGUCAUCGUCCAAGCCGAAUGAUGCGGGCACGUCAUCGGGUAGAAACGAGACCAUUCCCUCGUAUUGUGAUCAAAUGUAUGUCUCUAGCAUUCAUGACGAUCAAGUUGCCUUCGACCAUAGAGGAUUACUCGGAUGA